This is a messenger RNA of Acyrthosiphon pisum (pea aphid), 3531 nucleotides long. RefSeq lists its product as uncharacterized. Lineage: Eukaryota; Metazoa; Arthropoda; Insecta; Hemiptera; Aphididae. Gene Ontology annotation, molecular function: aspartic-type endopeptidase activity; nucleic acid binding. The transcript has 2 exons. The record is from RefSeq and is a predicted model, not a curated record. Gene Ontology annotation, biological process: proteolysis; DNA integration. The coding region runs from base 55 to 3531 and encodes 1158 amino acids.
CUGUGGGUUACCUAGUAUUGUAGCUAUUGUAAAAUUGUACUGUCUUCAAUCAACAUGUCACCAUCUGAUCCUGACCGACAAGCUGAGUUACAGAAGUUAAUAAAGAAAAGGAAUCAAGUCAAAAAGUCAAUGAAGUCAAUCAAAGCGUUCAUCGAUAAAUAUGACCCUUCCACUAGAUCACUUAAUCAAUUACAAACAAGAUUAGAUAGUUUAAUGCAGUACAUGUCCAAAUAUGAGGCGCUUCAGGAUGAAAUCGAGGACUCUGACUCGGUUACCAAUGAAAUGCUAGACGAUCGUGUCAGUACUGAUGAUUUUUUCUGUUCACUUAAGGCUGAGGUUUUGGACCUAGUUGAACGCAACAACAAGUCAACAUCUGAUGUAUCUACUGCACAGUCACAUUCUAUCACUCGUGACUCCAUGAAAUUGCCAUCUAUUCCAGCUCCCACAUUCAAUGGUGAAUUGCAAAACUGGGUAUCGUUCCUUGAUUCAUUUAACGCUAUGUUUCAUCAAAAUACUGGACUGUCAGAUGUGCAACGCUUACAUUAUUUAAAGUCUUGCCUAGUUGGUCCUGCAGUGGAUGUAAUCCGCACUAUUCCAACUACUGAUGUAAAUUAUCAUACUGCGUAUAAUGCUUUAGUCGAAAGAUACGAAAACAAAUCUCUUAUUAUACAGUCGCACAUACGGUCAUUGUUUCAGACACCACAAGUCCAAAGACCUACUGCUAGCGAACUACGUCAAUUACACCACCAUGUUGUAUCCCAAGUUAAUGCCUUGCAGGCACUUGGUCAAAACAUACAUGAGUGGGAUGCAUGGUUGGUGACCUUGUUGUGUUGCAGGUUAGAUCCUACCACUGUGGGUGAAUGGCAGCUACUGCAAACAUCAAAGGAUCUUCCGAAAUUCCGCGAUUUGGAAAAAUUCCUGGCAAACCGGGUUUCUGCUUAUGAAGUUGGUGAAGUUAAUAACCAGUCCACCCAACUUAAGCCACUUAGUGGUGAACGAUCAAUGCAAAAAAAGGUUUUAUUUGCACAUCAAGAUGACAGCAGUCCAUCCAAAGAAAGAAAAUGUAUAGUGUGUCCCGGACACCAUCGAUUAACAAUGUGUGAAAAUUUCAAUAAAAUGUCCAUCGCUGAACGCCAAGAUGUAGUUUUUAAAAACAGGUUAUGUCAUAAUUGUUUGCAUCCUGGGCAUCAGGUUCGUCAAUGUCGUAGUUUCAGUUGCACCAAAUGUGGUAGACGUCACAACACCAAGUUACAUAAUGAUGCAAUGUUCAGGCCCCCUACAUUAGCCAAUGAACAGUCAUCGUCAACCCAAGAUGAACCUGUUGUAACAUACGUUGAGCAAGCUAACAAUAAUCCUGCUGUGCUGAACCAGAUAAUGUUAGCUACUGCAGUGGUCAACUUAACAAAUUCAACUGGCCAACAGAUUCCAUGUCGUGCCAUAUUGGAUUCCGGGUCUCAGGUUUGUCUUAUAACCAAGGAGUGUGCAUCAAGACUGCAUAUUAGUGGAGUUCAAACUACAAUAUCAUUAGCUGGUAUUGGAUCUGUAACUGCGAGAACUGGCACUACGAUAGGCACCACCAUGUGUUCACGACUUAGAGACUAUGAAGCAUACAUCAACUUUCAUGUAAUCGAUUCAAUAACAAACAAGUUACCAAUCCACCGUGUAAACAUCAAUCAAUUAAAUAUUCCAGACACAAUAACACACUGUUUAGCCGAUCCUGGAUUUCAUGAACCAGGCAAGAUUGAUGUACUGCUUGGUGCAGAAUUAUUUUAUGAGUUAUUAAUUGGCGAAAGCAAGAAAACACAGGAGGGCACUGUUCUACAUAAUACCUGUUUAGGAUGGGUGCUAACUGGUUCAAUGCCAAUUGCAAAUUCUCAUAUGUGCAUGUCAAGUCUAUUAGUACAGUGUCAAUCAAUUUCGUCUCUGGCGCCGACAGACCGUCCAACUUGUAGUGUCAAGAAUGUCCAGUCAAUAGCCGAAUCACAUUUUACCAGGACAGUAACCCAGGAUCAUUCUGGCCGAUUUGUGGUCCAAUUGCCAUUCAUACGUGAUCCUGAGGUAUUAGGCGAUUCAAAAUUUAUGGCGCAACGGCGUUUCUUCAAUCUAGAGCGAAAGAUGAACCGAGAUCCUAUGCUAGCGCAAGAAUAUAAAAAAUUCAUGGCUGAGUAUAUUCAAAUGGGUCAUAUGGAAGAGGCUGAAGACACUGACCUUCCUACUUAUUACCUGCCUCAUCAUACUGUGACCAAGAGUGACAGCCUAACCACAAAAACUCGUGUUGUGUUUGACGGCUCAGCAGUAACAAGAUCAGGCCUAAGUCUUAAUGAUAUAUUGGUAUGUGGACCGCCAGUUCAACCUGAAUUGUUAUCCAUUGUACUGCGAUUCCGUCUCUAUAGAUAUGCUUUGGUUGCGGACAAUGAGAAAAUGUAUCGCCAGGUCUGGGUUGCACCUUCAGAUUGUGAUAUGCAGCGAAUAGUAUACCGGUCAAAUGCUGACAUCGCCUUUAAUAGUAAAUGUCCCAUAGUAUUACCAUCCAGGAGUAAUGUUACUCAACUUAUUUUUAAGCACGAACAUAAUAGAUUGCUCCAUAUAGGCCCUCAAGGUCUUCUAGCUAAUAUACAUCUACGGUACUGGCCGCUCCGCGGACGGUUAAUCGCGAAGAAAACAGUAAGGAAUUGUAUUACCUGUUUCCGUUCAAGUCCUAAAUUCAUCACUCCAUUUAUGGCACCCCUUCCGCGGGAGCGAGUAAACAUUGAACGGCCAUUUGCUCGAACAGGCGUAGACUUCUGUGGCCCUAUUCUCAUUCGCAGUGGCAUCAGGCGAGUUGUAAGCGUCAAGUGUUAUAUAGCUGUCUUCGUAUGUUUCGUCACUCGUGCUGUGCAUUUAGAGUUGGUUAAUGGUCUCACAUCCGACGCAUUCUUAGCUGCCCUGACUAGGUUCAUGGCACGCAGAGGACACUGCAGUCACAUUUACAGUGAUAAUGGUACUAAUUUUGUAGGGUCCAACAAGGUGUUAUAUUCAUACUUCAAAAAGACUAAAGGGCAACGUACAGUUGAAGAAGAGCUGUCACAUCACCAUGUUCAGUGGCAUUUUAUACCGCCCUCAGCACCCCACUUUGGUGGUUUGUGGGAGGCUGCUGUCAAGUCGACAAAAAAACAUUUGUUAAAAAUUAACACUAUGGGUCUUCUUACCUUUGAGGAAAUGAGCACCAUGUUAUGUAGAGUAGAAGCUGUGCUAAACUCGCGCCCUAUAUCACCCAUGUCUGAUGAUCCAUCAGAUUUUACUGCAUUGACCCCCGGUCACUUUCUGGUAGGAGGUGUUCUUACAUUGCCUGCUGAACCUGACGGUACAGGCAUACCAUUGAAUCGCCUAAAGCGAUUAGAACUUGUAAGGGUACAAGCUCAGACAUUUUGGAAGCGUUGGAGUUCUGAAUACUUACCACAACUCCAUAAGAGAGGUUGCUGGCUGUCCAAAAAGGACAACAUUGAAGUCGGAUCCCUUGCAAUCUUAAAUGGAGGACAAUUGCCACCAUGA